AUGUCUUCUUUGUUACUGGACAAAAUAAUGAAAGAUGCCCAGCAACUUGUGGGGAAAUUGAAGCAGAAUGAGAAUCGAACAGAAGACAUCAUCAAUAUGUUUCAAACUUUGCAGAAUAAAGUUAAUGAUAUGAACAAGUACCAAGAUGUCUCAGGGAUGCCUCAAGUUCAAGUUGACCUUCCUCUGCAAAUCCUAGAUUUUUCGUUGCUACCCGAAAACCAAAAAAUCAAAGAAUUAGAAGCAGAAAACGAGGAACUAAAAAAUCAUUUAGAAGAGCAUCAAAUAACUUUAGAGCUGGUUAUGAGCAAAUACAGAGAACAUAUCAACAAACAUCUUAAUAAGAAUACUUUAAGUUCUUCUCUAGAUAGUAAAACUCAUCAAGAUAACCUGAAUCUCCUUCACAAUAAAAUCAUCUCCAUAAACGAAAUGGGUGAGACGAUGUGGAGGGCUCUGGCGGCAGAGGUGGAAGUGGCCACAGAGGACAUUGUGGCCAAAGGAAGCAAUGCAGAGGACGCAGCCAACGACGAUGAGGACGACAACCGGAAGCGAAAACUCACCCAGCUCCUGAAAGAAUACCACAACCUGAAGCAACUUCUCGACGUCAGCGCUACGUUCGGCAACAAUUGCCUCUUCGAUAGACAAAAACUCGACCUACUCUACGACCGCAGAAGGCCAAUUAACUGUUUUGAGAAUGAUCAAAAUGUGUCCAUUAUAGAAAACAAGAAAUUAGGAUAUAACGUUAAUUGCGAUGGUAAUGACGACGACGAUGGCGAUAAUAAUAAUAAUAAUAAUAAUAAUAACAUUAAUAAUAACAAUAAUAGUAGCAAUAGUAAUAAUAAUAAUAACAGUAGUAAUGAUGAUGACGAUUAUGAUAGUAAUACUGAAGAGCCUUUUAUGUAUCAAUCAUCCCCUGAAUCUAACCAUUCCCAAAUAUACAAUGACUCAUCUGAAUAG
This is a messenger RNA of Helobdella robusta, 954 nucleotides long. RefSeq lists its product as hypothetical. The transcript is spliced from 3 exons. Lineage: Eukaryota; Metazoa; Annelida; Clitellata; Rhynchobdellida; Glossiphoniidae. The record is from RefSeq and is a predicted model, not a curated record. Bases 1 to 954 code for a protein of 317 amino acids.